AUGUCUCUGUGGAUUCGUCCUGCCAGUAUUCUGCCUCGCUUCGUCGAGGAAGCUAUGCGAGACUUCCGCUAUUUGGAACCGAUGAUGUUCGGUCCCCUUCAACGCCUUUCCGUUCCAUGGGAGGCAGCGGAAACAGCGGUGGUAGCAAAUGGUGACGUGGUCAACAACGAUUCGAAGUUCGCCGUUUCGAUUGAUGUAUCGAAAUUCAAGCCAGAAAAUCUAAAAGUGAAUAUCGAAGGUCGUCAGCUAACGAUCGAAGGAAAGGAGGAAGUCAAGGAUGAGAACGGCUAUUCCAUGAGGUCAUUCGUUCGCCAAUGGAUGCUACCAGAAAACGUUGACCUAGACGCUGUCCGCUCCUCCCUAUCGGACAAUGGCCAACUUUCCAUCGAAGCACCGAAGAUCGGGAAAGCAGUGAUAUCGGGAAAUGAAAGCCAUUCCUAUCGACGCGAUGUACCUGCCACCGAAAGCAUCGAAGGCGAAAAGAUCGAUGCCGUAAAGAACAACGCCGUAAAGACCGACGCCAUAAAGAACAACGCCGAAAAGAAAUGA
Messenger RNA from Cooperia oncophora, 549 nucleotides. The record is from the annotation of a GenBank genome assembly. NCBI's taxonomy places the organism in Eukaryota, Metazoa, Nematoda, Chromadorea, Rhabditida, Trichostrongylidae.